UACAUCUAUCUAAUCGCCAAAUCAAUCAAUUUCUCAAAGAAGGAAUACAUCACCCUUCAUCGUUGCUAUAUUUUUGGUGAAUUUCUUUUUACAACAUCCCGUUAAUCAAAACAUUUUCACAAGUCUUUUUGGGCCCUUGGAAUACAAAUCUUCGCUCCACCCAAUCAAAACUUCCAGGACCACAUAAGACUACUACUACCCUGUCUACUAGAUACAUCACCCAUCAAAAGUUUCAUACUCGCAAGAAUAUAUACUUUUCAAACUUCAUUCUCGUUCGUUUUCACUCUUGGGUCUACGAUUGGGUCCUACCACUGAGACCUACUACUGAGCUGAGACCUUUCAAAACAUCGUUCCAAUCUCACCUCAACCCAAGGACUCACCUGACACACCACCAUGUCAACAAAGGAUUCCUCCCUUCCCACAGAAGCAAUGGACGCCGAACCAGCAUCCGUACGGAAAAUCCUUGAUGCCAAACUCCCAUCCAAAAAACGUACCGCUCUAGUAAAAGUAUCCACAAAUACUACUCAACCAUCCAUCACUACCUCCAAAUCUACUUACACAAAACCACCUAACUCGUCAACUCCAGCUUCCUCGGAAGCCACUUCAUCAUCAGAAGUAGAAGUCUCCUCAUCAGAAUCUUCCUCGGAAGACGAGUCCGAAGAUGAGAUCCCCCUCAUACGGCCGCUAAAUGCCCGUCCCGUCAUGCGUGUAUCCGAACUCAAUGGAUUUGGCGGUUCAGGAGGCUUAGGUAAUCUUCCAGAUUUUUUGAAGCAGAUGAAAGAAGCGAAUGAGGAAUUGAUGAAGAAAAUUAGCGGGGGUGAAGAGCGAGGGCUGGAGGAUGUGAGGGAGGGAGAGAGUUAUGUGGAAAUGAAUUUAGGACUAGGCGUUUUGGAAGAGAAGAGGGAUGGGGACAGUGAGGAUGAGAGUGAAAGUGAAGUGGAGGAGAAAGAUGCGGAUGGGGAUAGGAGGAUGGGGGAGGGAAAGAAGGCGGGAAUUGAAGAACUUUGAAAUGGUGGGAUGGAUUGAUUAUCUGGGUUUUCUGUAUAAAUUGAGAUCGAAUUUCUUCGUCCGAACAUUUCGAAUACUUGGAGUUGGCUGGAUACGGCGUUUCAUAGAAGGAAUAUAAAAUGUUGCUUCAGGAUAUGGAUGGGUUAGACGGCCUUGGCCCGUAAGGAUAAAAAGGGAAAACAAAAGGGAAACCACGAGGCUCACUUAGCAUUAGUCUCUUGAUCCCAAACUUAUUAGUAGAAACGA
Molecule: messenger RNA, 1254 nt
Organism: Sclerotinia trifoliorum
Lineage: Eukaryota; Fungi; Ascomycota; Leotiomycetes; Helotiales; Sclerotiniaceae
Source: the annotation of a GenBank genome assembly